This is a messenger RNA of Rodentolepis nana, 933 nucleotides long. NCBI's taxonomy places the organism in Eukaryota, Metazoa, Platyhelminthes, Cestoda, Cyclophyllidea, Hymenolepididae. The record is from the annotation of a GenBank genome assembly.
AUGCCUCCGAAAGCACCAUUUAGUCCUCCUCGACCCUGUCCUCCCGGCACAUUCAUGAGCAAAGUUCCACCAAUUAGGUGUGAACCAUGUCCAGCUGAUACAUUUUCGGAUCAAGAUACAGAGCCUACAGAUUGCCUUCCUUGUAGUGCUAUGCGUAGUACUACUCAUGGUUCGGCAAUGUCGUCAUCUUUACAUUGUACUAACCCUCUCCUCGAUCAAGAACGGGAACGGCUUGUACGUAAAUUCGCGAGUCGAAGUCCUCCAGACAUGUUACUUCUCUACCCACCAAUUGAAGAUUUUGAUUUGUUUGGCAACGGUAGCAUUUUGAAUGAGACAGAAUUGAUGGACUACCUAUCGCCCGAUCCAUUCUUGUUGGACCAACAGAGAGUAGCUGUAGACUUAUUCAAGGCAAUAACACAAUUGACAUUUUCAGAUAGAGAGAUUUUCGGGAUGAUUUUGAUUGCCAUUGCUCUAGCAGUCAUAAUAGCACUAUUGGUGUUUAUGGUCGCCAUUACAGGUCACCGAACAUCAUACAGAGAACAUCAAGAGUCCCUAUUCAUUCGAGCUGAAAAAUGGAUAAUACACCGCUUACAUAAACUCUGGCUUAGAUUUCGUCGGUUUUUCACUAAAUUGUUCCAUCGUCGCCGCGACAAUCGUCCGUCAUGGAUAAGACGAAAGAGUAUGGCGUUGAAAUCAGGAAAUAUAUAUAAAAUUCAAGCAGCGCAAGCAGGGGAAAACGAGGCUAAUUACUAUUAUCAGAUGCGCAUAAAGUUGAAAAACAUAAUGCUUGCCGAUCCGAAUUUCGUGGAGCGGACUGAAGGAGAAAAGAAUAUGAAUACUCGGCAAUCUAUUUAUGCUGAGUUCAAGGGGGGUGUUCCUGAUAUUCCAGAUUACACUCCAAUUCACAAGAUGAAAUCGUCAUUAAGAAAGUAG